AGUAUCUGAAUGCAUUAUGACACGCCUACAGUAGACAUUGGAAAAAGAGAUUGGAUGGGAGGGACCAAGACCAACCAAGGGGUGGAAGGUCAUAUUUAUUUCGAAUAUUCCAAAAUCCAACGUAACUAAACCAAUCCAAAAUCAAAACCCACCUCUCUCCAACGCCACACGUACCAUGGCCUCUGACCCAGAGAAGCCGGUCACAGCCGCAGCCACCCAAGACGAAGAUGACGUGUCACCCAUCGAGGAGGUUCGCCUGACGGUGACCAACACCGACGACCCGACCCAACCGGUAUGGACCUUCCGCAUGUGGUUCUUGGGCCUUCUCUCAUGCUCCCUCCUCUCCUUCCUCAACCAGUUCUUCGCGUACCGGACCGAGCCUCUCAUCAUAACCCAAAUCACCGUCCAGGUCGCUACCCUCCCUAUUGGCCACUUCAUGGCCUUGCUUCUGCCCAAAACCAAGUUCACUCUCCCUGUCCCUGGGCUCGGGUCCAAAUCCUUCUCCUUCAACCCGGGCCCGUUUAACAUGAAGGAGCACGUGCUUAUUACCAUAUUCGCCAAUGCCGGAAGCGCCUUCGGAUCCGGGUCGCCCUACGCCGUGGGUAUCGUUAACAUUAUCAAAGCCUUUUACGGACGCAGCAUCUCCUUCGUUGCUUCCUGGCUUCUCAUCAUUACAACUCAAGUGCUAGGAUAUGGAUGGGCCGGUUUACUGAGGAAAUACGUGGUAGAGCCAGCCCAUAUGUGGUGGCCCAGCACCCUCGUCCAAGUUUCCCUUUUCCGAGCUUUGCAUGAAAAAGAUGACCACCGACUUUCACGGGCAAAGUUUUUCUUUAUUGCACUAGUGUGCAGUUUUUCGUGGUACGUGAUCCCUGGAUACUUGUUCACAACGCUCACAAACAUUUCAUGGGUGUGUUGGAUAUUCUCCAAGUCAGUGACAGCUCAGCAAAUAGGGUCAGGCAUGAGGGGCUUGGGACUUGGGGCACUCACACUUGAUUGGUCUGUUGUGGCAUCAUUCUUGUUCAGCCCUCUUAUCUCACCCUUCUUUGCCAUUGUCAAUGUUUUUGUGGGCUAUGCAAUAAUAGUCUACGUUGUGACUCCUGUAGCAUACUGGGGCCUCGACGUGUACAAUGCCACUAGGUUCCCCAUUUUCUCCUCACACUUGUUCACAGCCCAAGGUCAAAAGUACAACAUAUCUGCUAUUGUAGACAACAAGUUUGAGCUGAAUGUUGCAGAGUAUGAAAAGCAAGGUAGAAUUCAUCUGAGUGUGUUCUUUGCACUCACUUAUGGCUUUGGAUUUGCCACCAUUGCAUCCACCCUCACGCAUGUUUUCUGCUUCUAUGGAAGGGAGAUUAUGGAGCGCUAUCGUGCUUCUUCCAAAGGCACAGAAGAUAUCCACACAAAAUUGAUGAAAAGAUACAAAGAUAUACCUUCCUGGUGGUUUCAUUCAUUGCUGGUUGUGACACUUGCAAUUUCUCUUGCACUAUGCAUCUUUCUAAAUGACCAGGUUCAGAUGCCCUGGUGGGGACUUCUCUUUGCUGGAGUCCUUGCUUUUGGAUUUACCCUCCCUAUUAGCAUCAUCACUGCCACCACAAACCAGACACCAGGAUUGAAUAUCAUCACCGAGUACGUCUUUGGUCUCAUUUACCCUGGAAGACCAAUAGCAAAUGUAUGCUUUAAAACCUACGGUUACAUUAGCAUGGCGCAGGCUGUCUCUUUUCUCAGUGAUUUCAAACUUGGGCACUACAUGAAAAUCCCUCCAAGAUCAAUGUUCUUAGUCCAGUUCAUAGGUACAAUGCUUGCUGGAACCAUAAACAUUGGGGUAGCAUGGUGGUUGCUGAACUCUAUCACAAACAUAUGUCACGAUGAUGUUCUCCCCCCAGACAGUCCCUGGACGUGCCCUGGUGACCGUGUAUUCUUUGAUGCAUCAGUCAUUUGGGGUUUGGUAGGACCAAGGCGUAUCUUUGGUUCCCAAGGAAACUACAGUACUAUGAAUUGGUUUUUCCUUGGAGGUGCGUUAGGACCAAUAAUUGUUUGGCUAUUCCACAAAGCAUUCCCCCAACAGUCAUGGAUUCCAUUGAUCAACCUCCCAGUUCUCCUAGGAGCAACUGCAAUGAUGCCACCAGCAACACCAUUGAACUACAAUGCAUGGAUUUUCGUUGGAACAAUUUUCAACUUCUUUAUCUUCCGUUACAGAAAGAAAUGGUGGCAGAGGUACAACUAUGUUUUGUCAGCAGCACUUGAUAGUGGGGUUGCUUUUAUGACUGUUUUGCUAUACUUCUCAUUGGGUUUGGAAAACAAGAGUCUAAAUUGGUGGGGAAAUGAUGGUGAACAUUGUCCACUCGCAGUUUGCCCUACAGCGAAGGGCGUAAUCGUUCCUGGUUGCCCUGCAAACUAGUGAUUUUAUCCUUAUUUUAAUGGUUUCAUUACAAUACAUGCAUGAAUACGUAUUGGCACAUGCAAAAUGUAAAACAUAAAAGGUCUAUAUUUUCAAGUAAAUAGUUAGUCGAAUUGAUGUGCUUUCUUUCAUUUACAGGAUCAAUGCAGUAAAAUAGUUUGGUUAUAAAA
Cajanus cajan (pigeon pea) is the source of this 2565-nucleotide messenger RNA. RefSeq names its product oligopeptide transporter 4. Gene Ontology annotation, molecular function: oligopeptide transmembrane transporter activity. Gene Ontology annotation, biological process: transmembrane transport. NCBI's taxonomy places the organism in Eukaryota, Viridiplantae, Streptophyta, Magnoliopsida, Fabales, Fabaceae. The record is from RefSeq and is a predicted model, not a curated record.